AUGGUAAAUGAGUCUCAGUCUUAUCUGUGGGCCACAAUUUACGGUAUAUGGGGAUGCCAAUCCUUGUUCGUCAGUGACAUCUCCAGGCUAGCGAGCCCCGCCACCGAGACAAUACCUACUAACGAACAUUGUUGUAAUUGUGGCCGCAACCGCAACCGCAACUGCGUCUUCCGUCGUCGAGCAAGCCUUGACAGUGAACCCGGAUACGACACGACGGGUCUCGUGGUGACGCCAUGUCACUCGCCAGCGCCCCCCAACUGUCAUCCUUGCUGCUUGUGGCCCCGUCUCUAA
Messenger RNA from Fusarium verticillioides 7600, 291 nucleotides. RefSeq lists its product as hypothetical. The transcript has a single exon. The record is from RefSeq and is a predicted model, not a curated record. The coding region runs from base 1 to 291 and encodes 96 amino acids. Lineage: Eukaryota; Fungi; Ascomycota; Sordariomycetes; Hypocreales; Nectriaceae.